Molecule: messenger RNA, 2517 nt
Organism: Punica granatum (pomegranate)
Lineage: Eukaryota; Viridiplantae; Streptophyta; Magnoliopsida; Myrtales; Lythraceae
Source: RefSeq, a predicted model, not a curated record
UCAGCCAUCGACGCAAUGAAUAACACUUACGCUUUUUUCCCGUUCCUUCUCUUUCUUCCUUUUCUCGCUUUCUGCGAUGAUCUUCAGGUCUUCAUAGUAUACUUUGGAGAGCACACGGGAGACAAAGCUUUUCAUGAAAUAGAAGACUUCCACCAUUCUUAUCUACUGUCCGUUAAAGAGUCCGAUGAAGACGCCAGAUCUUCUCUCCUCUAUAGCUACAAGCACAGCAUCAAUGGCUUCGCCGCCAUGCUCACACCAGAUGAAGCCUCCAAACUAUCCAAGCUGGAUGAAGUGAUAUCGGUGAUUCGGAGCAACCCGAGGAAGUACUCGCUGCAGACAACCAGGUCUUGGGAUUUCUUGGGGUUGGAAGAGGGAGAUGCAGAUUGGCAUUUGAAGCACCAUCAACUUGGAGACGGGUUACUGCAAAGAGCAAAAUAUGGCAGAGAAGUCAUAGUUGGAAUAUUGGACAGUGGAGUGUGGCCGGAAUCAAAAUGUUUCAGUGAUGAAGGGAUGGGAUCCAUUCCAAAAUCAUGGAAAGGAGUCUGCCAAAGCGGACAAGAUUUCAACUCGUCCCACUGCAACAGGAAGCUAAUCGGUGCUCGAUACUACCUCCAAGGUUACGAGCAGCGCUACGGCCCUCUCAAUACAACUCUCGACUCCAAAUCCCCACGUGAUCUAGAUGGGCAUGGCACGCACACAGCCUCAACAGUCGGAGGAAGGAGUAUCCCCAAAGUCUCUGCCCUUGGCGGCUUUGGCCGUGGCACAGUCUCAGGUGGUGCACCUCUCAUCCACCUUGCCAUCUACAAGGUCUGUUGGGCGAUCCCGGGGCAAUCCAAGGUCAAUGGCAACACCUGCUUCGAAGAGGACAUGCUGGCAGCAUUCGAUGAUGCCAUUGCCGAUGGGGUCCACAUCAUCAGCGUAUCGAUUGGGACCCAAUUCCCCAUCCCCUAUGCAGAGGACGGCAUCGCUCUUGGGGCAUUACAUGCUGCCAAGAAGAACAUCGUGGUGGCAUGUGCUGCUGGGAACUUCGGUCCGACCCCAUCAACCCUUUCGAACCCUGCCCCAUGGAUUAUUACUGUGGGCGCCAGUAGCUUGGAUAGAAGGUUCGUCUCUCCAGUCAUCCUGGGAAACGGGGAGCGAAUUGAGGGUGAAACAGUAACACCUCACAACAUGAGAAGGUACUACCCGCUCGUACAUGCGGGAGACGUAGUCACUGCUGAAGUGCCUAAAACCGCAAUCGCUGGACAAUGCCUCCCAGGUUCCCUUUCUCCCGAGAAGGUAAAAGGGAAGAUAGUUUUGUGCUUUAGAGGAAAUGGAACCAGAAUGGCCAAGGGCAUGGAAGCAAAGAGAGCGGGUGCAGCCGGUUUUAUCCUCGGAAACUCUCCAGCCAAUGGAGCUGAGAUACCGGUUGAUGCCCACGUUCUUCCUGCAACUGCUAUAUCCUCAGCAAGUGCCCAAAAGAUUCUUCAAUACAUCAACUCAACUAGUAACCCGACAGCAGCGCUAGUACCUGCAAAAACAAGGUUGCAUGCUGUACCUGCCCCGCUUAUGGCCUCCUUCACCAGUAAAGGACCAAAUGUUAUUGACCCCAACAUUCUCAAGCCUGAUAUCACAGCACCCGGGCUGAAUAUACUUGCUGCAUGGUCACGGGCAGACUCCCCCUCAAAGCUAGAGUCAGAUCACCGAGUUGUUGCAUACAAUUUCGAAUCCGGAACUUCAAUGGCAUGCCCCCAUGUGGCUGCUGUGAGCGCCCUCCUCCGAGCCAUCCAUCCUAAUUGGAGCAGUGCAGCUAUAAGAUCUGCCCUCAUAACCACAGCAAACCCAAUGAACAACAUAGGUUUGCCGAUAACGGAUGCAGCAGGCAAUAAGGAAACUCCUUUUGCAUUUGGAUCCGGCCAUCUCUCCCCACAGAAGUCAGCAGACCCUGGCCUCCUCUAUGAUGCCUCGUACACAGAUUACACAAUGUACCUCUGCGGAAUGGGGAUAAAGGACCCUGACAAGAAGUUCAAGUGCCCCAGGAAGGCAGUUACUGGUUACAAACUCAACUACCCGUCCUUGCAGGUGUCAGGCCUCAACAAUUCGGUCUCUGUGAAAAGGACUGUUACGAAUGUUGGGCGAAGUUAUGGUACUUACUUCUCCUAUGUCAGCCCACCCCGCGGGUAUUCUGUCAAGAUCCGACCGAGCGUCCUGUUCUUUGACCAAUUAGGACAAAAGAAGAGCUUCACCAUCAAAAUCAAACCAAAGGGUCGAAUUCUACGCAAUACAAGCGAAUAUUAUUUUGGGUGGUACAGUUGGAGUGAUGGAAUCCACAUUGUGAGGAGUCCUAUGGCCAUAUCUCCAGCGUAGACAAACUAUGACUCCAACUCCUAGUACGUUUUGGGUUACUUUUUGAUUUCUAUAGGUAAACCAAACGUGCAUUUACAUUGUGUCUUUGAACAAGAUUUUUCUGAUUUUCACUCUUUCAGUGAAAGAGAUAGUAAUUCAUUUCACGAGCUUCAGUCACUAAUUAAAAUAAAA